Messenger RNA from Apiotrichum porosum, 324 nucleotides. RefSeq names its product histone deacetylase. Gene Ontology annotation, molecular function: histone deacetylase activity. The transcript has 3 exons. The record is from RefSeq and is a predicted model, not a curated record. The coding region runs from base 1 to 324 and encodes 107 amino acids. Lineage: Eukaryota; Fungi; Basidiomycota; Tremellomycetes; Trichosporonales; Trichosporonaceae.
AUGUCAGCGCUCGUGGAUUACCCCACUUUUUCCGAUAGCCCGUUCUUCUUUGACCGGCGAUACCUGCACAUCCCCCAGGCCGAGAGCGCGCGCAUCCAGGAGCACUCGGCGCCAAAGGUCUCGUACUACCAUCCCAAGGAUGUUGGCAACUACCACUACGGCGAAAGGCAUCCAAUGCGCCCACAUCGCCUUGAGCUUACCAACAAUCUGGUGCUGGGAUAUGGUCUGCACGAGAAGAUGUCAAUAUACAACCCUCCCAGGGCCACAGAGGAUGAGCUGCGCGAGUUCCAUGACGCAGACUACGUCGACUUUCUGAAGCGGUGA